Lasiodiplodia theobromae is the source of this 1632-nucleotide messenger RNA. RefSeq names its product Beta-lactamase. The transcript has 2 exons. Gene Ontology annotation, molecular function: aminopeptidase activity. The record is from RefSeq and is a predicted model, not a curated record. The coding region runs from base 1 to 1632 and encodes 543 amino acids. NCBI's taxonomy places the organism in Eukaryota, Fungi, Ascomycota, Dothideomycetes, Botryosphaeriales, Botryosphaeriaceae.
AUGACCAUACUAGAGCAUAAAAUGACUUUCAACCGGCAAGUGGAACCGCACAUCCUUGGGGAAGUCCCAUGCCUCUAUCGUGGACCGGGUGGUGCGAUUGCUGUCCUGAAGGAUGGUGAACUCAUCGAUCAGCACGUCUGGGGAUACGCCGACAUCAAUCGACGAAUUCCGAUGACAUCCGAUACACUGAUGCCAAUAUGUUCCAUCACCAAGCAGAUGCUGUGCAUGACCAUGACUGAUUUGGAGCGCAAUCCAACACCACAAACGGCUGAGCUGGGAGACGUUACAGAAAAGUUCGCCGAGAAGCUACAGUCAAUUCUUCCUCAACAACUCCAACAAGAGAGCGGUUUAACGCUUAACCACUUGCGUGACAAUCAAUCUGGGAUCCGCGAUUACUGGGCGACAAGCACACUUUUGGGUGCACUGCCGGAACGUCAAUUCUCCCGGGAGACUGAUGCUCGAGCGGUGCUCGAUCGGUUUGCCACGCUACAGUUUCAGCCCGGCGCGCAGUAUUCCUACUCGAAUACGAACUUCCAUGUCCUUGGACGAGUGCUGGAGGAAGUCACCAGCACCCCACUCGAAAAGCUGCUUGCACAACACGUCUUUACUCCGGCUGGCAUGAAAACAGCUCGUCUGUGUGCGAAAACAGGGGAUCACCCCGAACCCUGCGUCGGCUACGAAGGGGACGAGCAGCACGGCUUCUUCCCGGCUUCCAACGCGAUAGAGUGGGCUGGUGAUGCCGGAGUAGUGGCGUCGUUGGCAGACAUGGUCGCUUACGAGAAAUACUUCGAUCGCCUCUGGUCUGACCCGCAAAGUUGGUACCGGCCAUGUGCUGAGUCCCAAAAGUUCAACAACGGCAAUCCUGCACGAUACCGCUCUGGCUUGUUUCACGUCGACGUGGAAGGGGUAGCCACUGUAGGGCACGGCGGCGCGCUCCGUGGAUACCGGCUCCACCGAAUGUACGCGCCUCAAGAACGCCUGUCCGUUGUCGUCUUGUUCAACCACGAAGCCGACGCAGGAGAUGCUGCAGAAUACAUCUUGAGAAAGAUAUUGACCCUGCCUGAGCCGGAAGCUUCGACCGUCGAUCCCGAUCCACAAUGGCUUGGGAAUUUUCUCGACCGCGACACGCAGCUAGCCGUCACCGUGUCUCCCGGCAAGAACGGGAAACUUGCAGUCAACUUCACAGGCGACGCGGAGGAUGUUCGACCUAUCAGUGGCAUCCGUGCUCUGUCUCGAGGCAUGGUUGCGGCCAUCAACUGGGAACAUCUCAGCAUCAAUCGGACGGAAGACAAUCUGAUCGUUCAUGCCGACCGCCUUUUCCCACCGAAUCUCGGCCUUCAGAGUGCGCCCUUCCUCGGCGACUACCGCUGCGCUGAACUCGACUCCGUGUUCCACUGCGAGGGCAAAGGUGAGAUGUUGUACGGCGCUUUUGAUGGAAUUUUGGGACAAGGUCCAGCACAUCUGAUGCGAUAUCUUGGAGGAGACGUCUGGGCUCUGGCGUGUCCGCGAGGCCUGGAUGCUCCCGCCCCAGGAAAUUGGACCUUGGUGUUUGGUCGGGAUGAGGAUGAUUCGGUGAGGAGUGUCACUAUCGGCUGCUGGCUCGCGAGGAAGUUCGAGUUUGUCAGAAUUUGA